UAUACUCAUCAAACGAGUAAAACAUUUGCUAAUAUUAAACACUUUUGCUUUUAGAAAAAAACAAACAUGGCCGUUGAUUCGCCUCUUCAAUCCCGGAUGGUUUCACCGACAACCUCUGAGAAAGAUGUGAAGGCUCUCAAGUUCAUUGAGGAGAUGACUCGGAACCCUGACUCGGUUCAAGAGAAGGUUCUUGGAGAGAUACUUAGUCGUAACUCGAACACCGAAUAUCUGAAACGGUUCGAUAUCAAUGGAGCCGUUGAUCGGAAAACGUUCAAGAGCAAAGUUCCGGUGGUUACGUACGAAGAUUUAAAGCCGGAGAUUCAACGUAUAUCCAACGGUGAUCGUUCUCCGAUCUUGUCUUCUCACCCCAUCACCGAGUUUCUCACAAGCUCUGGAACAUCUGCUGGUGAGAGGAAAUUAAUGCCAACAAUUGAAGAAGACUUAGACCGACGUCAGCUUUUAUACAGUCUUCUCAUGCCUGUGAUGAAUCUGUACGUGCCGGGAUUAGACAAAGGCAAAGGCUUAUACUUCUUAUUUGUGAAGUCGGAGUCUAAGACGUCAGGUGGGUUACCGGCUCGUCCGGUUCUCACGAGUUACUACAAAAGCGACCACUUCAGGCGGCGACCGUACGAUCCGUACAACGUAUACACCAGUCCUAACGAAGCCAUCCUCUGCUCCGACUCGUCUCAAAGCAUGUAUGCUCAAAUGUUAUGUGGUCUAUUAAUGCGCCAUGAAGUUCUCCGACUCGGCGCGGUGUUUGCUUCCGGUCUCCUCCGUGCCUUAAGCUUUCUCCAGAACAAUUGGAAGGAACUUGCUCGAGAUAUCUCAACGGGAACCCUAAGUUCUAGAAUCUUCGAUCCUACGAUUAAAAACCGCAUGUCAAAGAUUUUGAUCAAACCUGAUCAAGAACUUGCUGAGUUUUUGAUUACCCUUCGUUGCCCCACUGGUCACCAGAACGACGUCGUUAGAUAAAACUUUAAGAAAGAUAUAUCAAACCGGUGAUGUGCGGUUUUAGAAUAUAAAGCUCUGUUUCUGAUUAUAAGACUCCCUGUUAGAUUCUUAUUAUGCUGUUGUGUUUAGGGUUUGUGAAACGUACAAUAAAAAUUGAAGUACGUA
Messenger RNA from Arabidopsis arenosa, 1116 nucleotides. The record is from the annotation of a GenBank genome assembly. Lineage: Eukaryota; Viridiplantae; Streptophyta; Magnoliopsida; Brassicales; Brassicaceae.